UUGAAAACAAGUGUACGUUUGAGAAGCAGAUUUGUAGCGUGGAUAAGGGAGCUAGCAUCGGAGCAUUCGUUUAAUACGGAGGCUCCGAAAAUAUCGUAACUGGAUCAAAUUAGCUAUCGGUUGCGAAUACAAAAUUCAGCUCACAAGACCAUCGCACCCUGCAAAUAUUCGAAGAAGGAAUUGAACAUAUAUUCAUCGUUUUGGUUUCGGAAGGCUUGAAGACUGCAGUUUGCACUAAAGAAGUAACAUCAAACCGCUGUCCACAGCGUUAUAAUGUCCGAUAACGUUCCACUGCGCAUCCAAGAAACCUGCGUCGAUAACGACUAUUACAUGGUGGAUAUUUUCAGUUAUGUACGACCAGAGACAAAUGGUGGAACAGGAUUACUGCACCAGCUGGUCAUGUACGUCACCCGGGCCUUAGAGGAUUCUGGCCGCUUGGAUAUUCUCAGAAAGCUGCAAGGUGAUCCAAACAUAACGGAGAUAUUCUCAGACAGUUUCCGAUGGAAGAAACCUCAAGGGGAAAAACUUAUUGGACGGCUAUCCAUGGAAGACUUUCACGCUGAGAAAGAGAUCGAAAGGAAGAAGAUCCACCAUAUGAAGCUGGCAGAGAAUGUCGUCUACACCAUACCAGUUAGUGACGCCUCCGUCAUGAAAGUUAAAGGAAAAUUAUUGAGCGAAAACGGAGAGAUAAUUUUGGAGAUGGGAGAGAUGAACGUGCACCUUUUAACAUUUCAAAAUGGUGAGGCACGAGUUGGGCAAGAGCACGAGUUUAAUGACGAGUUUAAUGACGAGCCAGUUAAACAAGAUGUAGCUAUCUGAGGUCAGCUUGAACUAGUUUAUAGUAAGUUUCUUUUUUCUUUUUUAUUUUAUUUUAUUUCUGUACCGCCUGGAGUGAAGCUUUAGAUACUGUAUAUAGUUUUAUUCGAGAUAGUUUCUUAUUCUAUUUUUCUUUUCACGUCAGCUUUUUUUAGCUAUAAUUUUGCUGGUGCCGAGUCUGAUGCUAUUGAGAAAAUGCUGUUGUCCUCGCUCGUUUGCUUUAAGCUCGGCACAUGUGAAAUUCGAUGUUUAAAACGGGCUUAACUGUAACAUUUUGUUUCGUCAGCGGAACGCAAUCUGUAUUUAAGAAUCUUAGGUACAUCUUUGAGGUGGAAGAGCAGGUGGCCGGUAUGUAAAACAUUACAUUUGUUUCGAUAUAAUCCUUUUUCUUUUAACUCUAAAAGUGUCAAAGAAAGGCAAAGUCGUCGAGAUUUAGCUUCAUCCAUUCUCAAAUAAUAUGGAAAAUUGAUUUUGAACUUGUAACGGUCUUUCUCUGAGACAUUGACGAGUGGACAGUUGGUUUGUUGGAGGUGAAUUUUUCUCUCUCUAUUUAUUAUCGCAGCUAAAGAAUUCCUUCUUUCGUGGUAUUUCAUUCUUGGGUUGUGACUAAAUAUUUCUUGUUUCGAUGAGAAAAGAACAACCAUAGAUGUACAAGUCGCUUUAGAAUUGUGUGUGAUACAGUUGAGUAAAGGCCGCUUUAAAAAAAAUACGUUACUUAUAGCGUAACAGAAAAAGGUACCUUGUUGCAAAUAUUUUUAAGAAAGACAAAUGCGUAAAUUUACUAACAUAAUGAUGUAUGUGUUUUAUUUUUAGAUUUCUUGCUUGAAUUGCUUGAAUUGCUUAGUAUUGUUUUGGAUAUCGAUUGUGUUUUUAUACAGCCAUUCGUUAUUAGAUUUUGGCUUGAAAAAAGAAGUCAGAAAUUAAUGCAAAAGCACUACGUAAUGAUUUUUUUCAUGGAAAACUAACUUUUCAUGCAAUGAAAUCAUAAAUGCAUAUCGCUAUAAAUGGUUUGAAUUAAGCCCGGAAGUAACAUUUGAUGGUGACGUGUUGUCUUGAUCGUCCGAGUAAGUGUUGUCCUGAGAAGGACUGGUGUCGGUAGUAGUGAUUGACGUUUCGCGGAACAACCAGAGCGGACGUCAUCAUCAUCGGUUGGUUGUAGAAAACGUUUGAUUUUCUAGAGUUAAGGAUCAAGAUUCCAUUGGGAAAUAACAAAGUAUCUUGUUACUGCACGUGUUGCUUUACUCAAAGGGGCUGGACAUGCCGAGCCGAUUGUAAUCAUAAAGCGGGGUACGUUUCCAAAUAAAACGCUAUUCUGUGUCGGUAGGGGAUAAUUUGGUUUUAUGAACUGAGUUUUAUGAUGUAAUUUGGCCACCGUGAAGAGUUUUAGAGCUGACCUUUCGAGAGGUUACCCUUCCUCAGGACGAAAAACACACGACCAAAAGUGUAACACGCUUUUUAUUCUCUGGAUGGGACACAUUAUUAUUAUUAUUAUUAUUAUUAUUAUUAUUGUUAUAUUAUUAUCAUUCAACUCAAAGUCCAUAGUUAACCCUCUGGAAAAUUUUCAUUUGGUCAUCUAAACUUACCAAGUCAUCUGCCGCGAGUGGAAUAAAUUUCGAAAGUUCUUUCUGAUACUCGUUAGGCUGUGAAGCCCGGCAUAUCUUGGGUUAUCUGGUCCACGGAAAUUAUUGAAUUUGUUCAUAAAUGUAUGUGCAAUAAAUGGUAUUUAAAACAGUAGAUGGUGACGCAUUUAUCAUCGCUGGUUAACUGAAUUUUGAUGCCAUAUUCAACAGAUACCCGUGCCUGAUAAAAAAUAGUCCUGAGCUCUGCCUAAAGGUUGCCUACUUCUACCAAGUAAGUCACGAAGCGGCAUGGUAGAAGCAAAAUUAUAACGACACAUGCACAGGAAAAAAAAAAAAGAAAGCUUAGCAAAAAGGAAAAUAAACAAAGAAAAAAAAAACAAAAAACACAAAAGAACCAAAAAAAAAAAAAAAAAAAAAAAAAAAAAAUUUUUCUCUCGGAUUCCUAAGAGGAAACUAUGAUUUGUUUUGAAAUAGCUUUAAGACAAUUUCUGAGUUAUCGAGUGCGAUAGAACACUAUGUUAAAAAUUUGAAUCGACAUUAGAAACUGGGAAAACAUACAUCAAUGGUCCGUGUUAGUUGAGAAUGGGUGUCAUCGAUGAUCGCAUAGGUUAAAGCGAAAACAAUUAAAAAUCUUUUCUACAGACUGGUGGUUUUUUUGCUUAACUUUAAGCUGUGUUACAGUUCAGUAUUCAUACCGGCAUAAUAUUAAAAUGCUCGUAAACCUGAAAACUUAAUUUUUUUGCAUUUAAAACGAUUUAACUUAGCUUUUAAUGGAAUAAUUUCCAUUUUUGGCAUUUGUCAUCUUUUAUUCAACCACCGCAUCUGAUUUUUAGUAAAUCUCAUCUAGGAAAUAGUAGCUUGCGAUCGUUUGUUCCUUUUCAUCUUUCGUGACAACUGAUUAUAAAAUGUGUGACUGCUGUCACGUGUCGCCAACUCAAAUCACACUCCAAAAAGUUAAAAAGAGCUGAAAUUUCAACAUCAGAAUGCACUAUGGAAAGGGAUUUAACUUGCAAGGUAGAAGUGAGAAGUUAGAAGUGAUACUGACUUGAGAAUAAUUAUACUCCUACUUGCUAGCUUAACUAUAAAUACUGUGACUUGUUCAAAGCGAAUGAUUCAGCAAAUCCUUAUAAUGACAAGCGCUGUUUGUCAUAUUGAUGAGAGAUGCAAGUAGCGUAAUAUCCUUAGUAGGCAUCAAACGUCUUACAAGUAUAUAUUUUAGUGAAAUUUUCAGCGAGCAACCGUGGACGAUAAUCCGACUCUUGUACGUUGGAUCAGCAAUGAUCUAAUCGGCCCAAAAUAACGAAUAUAGAUAUAAAGGCAAGACCGAUACAACGUAGAUAAGUUUUAAGACGAAGCACGUUGGUCGGUCUCUAUAUUUAUCGGUCUUGCCUCUAUAUUUAUAUUUUAGUGUAUCCGUUUAUGCAGUGGGUGUGUAAAGUAUUCAGGGAUAAGAAAAAAAGAAGUACAAAAAAAAAAAUAAAAAA
Molecule: messenger RNA, 3880 nt
Organism: Stylophora pistillata
Lineage: Eukaryota; Metazoa; Cnidaria; Anthozoa; Scleractinia; Pocilloporidae
Source: RefSeq, a predicted model, not a curated record